Molecule: messenger RNA, 1067 nt
Organism: Callithrix jacchus (white-tufted-ear marmoset)
Lineage: Eukaryota; Metazoa; Chordata; Mammalia; Primates; Cebidae
Source: RefSeq, a predicted model, not a curated record
UUUAGUGCAACAACACAGAUGAAAAGACAAACUUCCUUUUUUUUUUUUGAUAUGGAGUCUCUCCCAGACUGGAGUACAAUGGUGGGAUCUUGGCUCACCGCAACCUCCGCCUCCCAGGUUCAAGCAAUUCUCCUGCCUCAGCCUCCCAAGUAACUGGGAUUACAGGUACACACCACCACACCCAGCUAAUUUUUUUGUAUUUUAGUAGAGAUAGGGUUUCACUGUAUUGCCCAAGCUGGUCUUGAACUCCUGAUUUCAGGUGAUCCACCCACUUCAGCCUCCCAAAGUGCUGGGAUUACAAACAUAAAGACUGGAAACAGGCCGGGCAUGGUGGCUUAUCCCUGUAAUCCCAGCACUUUGGGAGGCUGAGGCAGGUGGAUCACCUGAGGGCAGAAGUUCGAGACCAGCCCAGCUAACAUUGCGAAACCCCGUCUCCACUAAAAACGCAAAAAAUUAGCCAGGUACUCUCUUCCCGCCGCCCAAGAUGGACAGGACAUCCAGCCCAAAAGAGACUUCACCCGCUUUGUGAAAUGGCCCCGCUAUAUCAGGUUGCAGCGGCAGAGAGCCAUCCUCUAUAAGCGGCUGAAAGUGCCUCCUGCAAUUAUCCGGUUCACCCAGGCCCUGGACCACCAAACAGCUACUCAGCUGCUUAAGCUGGCCCAUAAGUAUAGACUAGAGACAAAGGAAUAGAAGAAUGGCAAAGGGGACGUCCCCACUAAGAGACCACCUGUCCUUCGAGCCAGCUGGCUGUCUUCUUGCCUGCCCUGUGUCGUAAAAUGGGAGUCCCUUACUGCAUUAUCAAGGGGAAGACAAGACUGGAAUGUCUAGUCCACAGGAAGACCUGCACCACUGUCGCCUUCACAAAGGUGGAAGACAAAGGUGCUUUGGCUAAGCUGGUGGAAGCUAUCCGCACCAAUUACAAUGACAAAUAUGAUGAGAUCCGCUGUCACUGGGGAGGCAAUGUCUUGGGUCCCAAGUCUGUGGCUCACAUCACCAAGCUCGAAAAGGCAAAGGCUAAAGAACUUGCCAUGAAACUGGGUUAAAAGUACACUGUUUACAUAAAAAUA